Eimeria acervulina is the source of this 3069-nucleotide messenger RNA. RefSeq lists its product as hypothetical. Lineage: Eukaryota; Apicomplexa; Conoidasida; Eucoccidiorida; Eimeriidae. Gene Ontology annotation, biological process: regulation of transcription by RNA polymerase II. The record is from RefSeq and is a predicted model, not a curated record. The transcript has a single exon. Gene Ontology annotation, cellular component: nucleus; SWI/SNF complex. Bases 1 to 3069 code for a protein of 1022 amino acids. Gene Ontology annotation, molecular function: transcription coregulator activity.
AUGGGGGCCCCCCCAUCCCUGUCUCUGCUGCUAUUGUGUCUGUGUCUCCUUCGUUUUGCAGCAGCUGCUGCUGCUGCGACUGCUCCACUCGAUACAAAUGUAAGAGACAGCGCCGGGGCCGAGGCAGGGAAGAGCCUGAGGGGGACCCCUCGGCCUCUUGUCUCCUCUGAUGUCCCUUCUUCUGUCUCCUCUACUGUCUCUUCUACUGUCUCUUCUACUGUCUCUUCUUCUGUCUCCUCGGGUUUACCUUCUUCUUCUUCGUUGAAGUCUGAGGCUGUCCUUCGUGAGUCUCCUGCUGCUGUGGAGCAGCAGCUGCAGUCGGAGACACCUGCUGCAGCUAUCUCUUCUCCGCAGCAGCUGCUGCUGCACCCCACAAGCACCAACAGCACUCCUUUUCUCUCUGCUGGUCUCACGCUGCAGCAGCAGCAGCAGCAGCUGCUGCUGCUACGCCGUCUCUUCAGCCCUUCAUGCCCUGUUCACUGGGGGCCCUUAGCCUCAGCAUCUCUGGGCAACGCGCAGCAGCAGGAGACACCCGACGCUGCCUCCUCUCCCCUCCCUACCCCCAACACCAGCAGCAGCAGCAGCAGCAGCAACAGCAGCAGCAGCAGCAGCAGCAGCAGCAGCAGUGGUAAUUGGCAGCGGCCCCACCGCCUUCGCAUGCAUGCAUCUCCCCCUCUGCUGAUCCCAGGUGUACAUACAGCUAUUUAUGCAGAGGUUGUUGAUGAUAAAGGACGUAUUAUCCCUACAGACUGCGGCUCGGUGUCUCUUCAGCUAGUGGAUGAAGCUGCCUUGAGCCCCCCAGCAGCAGCAGCAGCAGCAGCAGCAGCAGCAGCAGACGGUACAAGCGCAGCAGCAGAUGCUCUGGUGCUGGGGCUUGGACACCAGCUGCUGCAAGGAGGGCGAGCUGUAUGGAAGCUGCAUCUCUCUUCAGGUGUCUCCUUACCUAAUUUCUUUGUCUUUGAGGCCUUCCCUCGGCUCUGUAGAGUUUCUGCUGCUGCCUCAGCAGCAUCAGAGACAGUUCAGCAUGAGGGUUUGCUGCUGGAGCAGGAGCUGCUGCUGUCCUCUCAACUGCUACUGCCCGUAGCAGCAGCAGCAAACGAAGAGCUGUCUCCUCUGCAUUCGGAGACAGCCGCUUUUCUAAGACAGCAAAAGAGACAGGAGACAGCUGAAGGAGACACUGCACCUCUCCUCAGCCCCGAGUCUCUUAUUGCUUCUGUUCGUCUACUUGGGGCUUCACUAGCAGAAAAUAACAGUGAAGGAGACAAACAGAGACAGAAACAGAGACAGAGAGAGGAAGGGACAGCAGCAGCCUCGGGGGAGAGCAUAAAGAACGAGGAGACAGCGGAGACAGCAGCUGUCUCCUUGGAGUUUGCUCCUUAUACACCUGCAGUGACAGCAGAGAAGCCUCGUUAUAUAUACUUCGUGCGGCUGUCUAAGCAGCCAACUGUCCCUGUCUCCUUAUCUAUAUCUCCCCAGCUGCAGAAGGGAGCAGCACAACCAAGAAAGGAGACACCAGAAGAGCAGCAGCAACAGCAGCAGCAGCAGCACCCGGAGCUGCUACUCUUUAUCAGGGGACAGCAGCAAGCUGCAGGCGACACUUGGAUCUUCACCCCGCAGCAGUGGCAACAGUUUGUUGCAGUCGAGAUAGAGAUGUCUCCUGCAGCAGCAGCUGCUGCUGCUGCUGCAGUUGCUGAAGGAGGUCCUCCCUUCGAGCUGCGCGUAGCGCAUGAGCUGUCUCCUUCCCCACUUGCUGCUGCUGCUACAGAACCAUCAGCAGAAAAAGAAGCAGCAGCAGCAGCAGCUGCUGCUGCUGCUGUCCCCUCAGCUGAAAGUGUCUCUCUUUUGUCUCCUCCUACAGUAUCUGUACACUGCCGCGUACACACCUACAGCGACGACGCAGAGGAGGAGGCUCUGUGGGGGCCCCCCAGGGGGGCCCCCAAGGGGCCCCCAAGAGGGGCCUCCAGGGGGCCCCCAAGGGGGCUCCCGAAGGUCCCCUCGAGGCCCUUGUCAGUGCGGUGCCGCCUGCAGCUAAGUGCAGCAGUUGAGGGUGCUGUAGCUGUUGGAGUGAGAGCAGGAAGGGCAUUACGUUUACUGUCUCCUUCUCCAGGUACGGAGUUGCUGCUGCAUGCAGCAGAACAGGGGGACAAUCGUCUCCUUCUCUUGCAGCCAAAGGGGAAAGGCACCAAAGGAGACACCCAAUUAUCUCAGCAGCAGCAGCAACAGCAGCAGCAGCGGCGGCUGCAACGAAGGGGCGGGGAGACAGAAGGAGACGGAGACAGCGGGAUGCUUGAAGGAGAGACAGAUGUAGUUGUUGCGCUGCUGCAACCUGAAGCAACAGGCUGCAGAGACACCGCAUGCACUCUCAGCUUUCACUUAGGCCCCCGUGAUGAGCGUAAAGGAGGAGACAUAAGGCUGCUACCUGCUGGGGGGACAGUAGCUGUCUUCCCCCCUACAGAGCGCUGGGGGUCUCGCGCUGCCUCUGCAGACGCCACAACAGCAGCAGCAGCAGCAGCAGCAGCAGCAGCAGAGGAGACAGUAGAGGAGACAGCCCCUCUUUCUGUGGAGGUGGUGAGGGCUUGGGUAUUGAUGCCAGCGAGUGAAGCACAAGUAGAUGUGCUGCUUACAGGGGGGAGACAAGGAGAAGCAGCAGAGUUGCUGCAGCAUUGCUUCGAGGCGCGCUGUGAGAGAACAGACAAAUACCCCGUUGCUGCUACCGUUCGCUGCAGUGUCUCCGAACUGCAGCAGCAGCAGCAGCAGCAGCAGCAGCAGCAGCAGCAGCGUGUCUCCGCAGGAGACACUGGAGCAGCAAUAACUGCAAAGUUGUUUAUUAAGCUGCAGCCAGCUGUCUCUUCAGACUGCCGUCUUCUUCUAAAAGAGGGAAAGGUUGUUGGUUCUAUUCAGGUAGCAGCAACAACAAAAAUAUCUUGUGGAGACAGCUAUUAUUACAGCAGAGACACUGCAACUUGUCUCCCUUGUCCUCAAGGAUUUGUCUGUUCUAUGGGGAGGCUGUUUCGAUGCAGCAGCAGCACUGAUAGCCCCUGCACACUCUGUCCAGAAGGAGAAGAGUAA